UCCCCUGCGGCUGAAUCAACAGGCACCUGCGACCGCGGAUAUACACUGAGCGCCGACGAAGAAGAAGAAGAAGGAGAAGAAGAAGAAGUAGAAGGAGAAGUCGUCUGCAGAUUUAUUUUAGGCACUGAAGAAACCCUCUCUUUUUUUCAGUGUUGUUGUUGUUGAUGAUGUUCUGUCUGGAUUUAUCAACGCACGGGUCGUGGCUCUGCUAAGUCGUUCGUCGGUGCCGACGGUUGCGCGGUAGAUCUCCACGAGUAUGAAUUCAUACCCGGGCAACUUGCAAAACAACGGUGCCAACACGAUGCAGAAGCAGGUGGAGGUGAGGAUGGACGAGAGCCACAUGGAGCCCAUCGUGGACAACACCGAGAGCUUCUGCAGCAGCUUCUGCGACAAAGUCAUGAAGAACAUGGUUCUCACGCUCACGAUCCUCGGUGUGUUUCUGGGUUCCAUCGCGGGAAUGCUGCUGCGGCACAUAUCCCCCCUCCCCGCCGACGUUGUCAUGAUCAUCGCCUUCCCGGGGGAGAUCCUAAUGAGGAUGCUGAAGAUGCUGAUCCUGCCUCUCGUUGUUUCCAGUCUGGUCACAGGAUUGGCCGGUUUGGAUGCCAAGUCCAGUGGCCGUCUGGGCACCAGGGCCAUGGUGUACUACAUGUCGACGACGGUGAUCGCCGCCGUGCUGGGAGUCAUCCUGGUGCUGCUCAUCCACCCCGGCAACCCCAAGCUCAGGGCGAACCUCGGGCAGGGGAAGAAGAACGACGAGGUCUCCAGCAUUGACGCCUUCUUCGACCUCAUCCGAAACCUCUUCCCCGAGAACCUGGUGCAGGCCUGCUUUCAGCAGAUCCAAACGGUAACCACCAAAGUACCCGUGCCCACGAACAGGACCAAGGCUCCCCCACAAUUCACAGUGAAAAGGGCGCUUCAGUUCAAGAGUGGGAUGAACGUCCUGGGUCUGAUCGGAUUCUUCGUGGCUUUUGGAGUCAUCAUGGGGAAAAUGGGGGAAAAGGCCAAGCUGAUGUUGGACUUUUUCAAUGUCCUGAAUGAGAUCAUCAUGAAGCUCGUCGGCGCCAUUAUGUGGUACUCCCCUUUCGGCAUCGCCUGCCUCAUCUGCGGGAAGAUCAUCUCCAUCGCCGAUCUGGAGGUGGUGGCGCGGCAGCUGGGGAUGUACAUGGUCACCGUGAUCGUGGGCCUCAUCAUCCACGGCGGCAUAUUCCUGCCGCUGAUAUAUUUUGUGAUAGUGAAAGAAAAUCCCUUCAAGUUCUUCAUGGGCAUAUUCCAGGCCUGGGUGACGGCACUCGGAACGGCGUCCAGUGCCGGCACCCUGCCCGUCACGUUCCGUUGCCUGGAGGACAACCUGGGCAUCGACAAGAGGGUGACGCGAUUCGUCCUGCCCGUGGGCGCCACCAUCAACAUGGACGGCACGGCGCUCUACGAGGCGGUGGCGGCCAUCUUCAUCGCGCAGAUGAACGCCAUCGACCUCGACUGGGGGCAGAUUAUCACCGUCAGUAUGACAGCCACCCUGGCAAGUGUCGGAGCUGCCAGUAUCCCCAGCGCCGGACUCGUGACCAUGCUUCUGAUCCUCACGGCGGUGGGCCUGCCCACGCAGGACAUCAGCCUCCUGGUCGCCGUCGACUGGCUGCUGGAUCGUUUCCGCACCUCGGUCAACGUGGUCGGGGACUCCUACGGGGCGGGAAUCGUCUACUACCUGUCCAAAGAUGAGCUGGACUCGUUCGACGCGCAGCAGUCCCGGCUGGAUGACUUUGAGAUGGCGAAGACGCAAUCCUUCUACGAUAAUAACACCAACCAGAACGUGUACACUCACCACAACUCAAUCUUGAUAGACGACUGCAAGGUCGCCAUGGGGAAAAAUGGCAGGACUCCAGAUUUCUCUCUUGUUGAGGAGGAACCAUGGAAAUGCGCGUAGAGCAGAUGCAGACGCUGCUGCGCCCUUACCCCCGGGUUCCACCGUCUUUUGCUUUUUUUCCUGCUGACACAACUUUAAAAACAAAAACAAAAAAAACGACCCCCAAAAAAAGAAUCAUAUUCUGUAGGAAAAACAAAUUCAGUUAACAGAGUCAACAAUCCUGCAAGAACAAACAGUCGGCCUGUCGAUUUUAUUUUUAUUUUUUUUGUCAGUUACCAAUCUGGGUAUCUACAAGAGCAAACCACAGGUCGGCUCUCCAAACUGUAUUAGAGCUCGCGUUUUGCACCAGCCGGACACAAGCUGCGAACGAACCGGUGCAUGCAUCACACCCACUCCGCUCCGAAGAAUCGAACCCCCUCGGUGGACGACACCCAGGGCCCCUCACUUGGUGCUGCUUCCGGAGCGUGGAAUGGAUUUGGACAGUGCUUCAUGAGGCGUUGUGAUGCGAGUGCAAGGGGGUUAAACACCGCAUUACCUCGGGACCGUUUGACUUAUGAGCUUACCGCCCUGAUGCCGCACACACGGUCAAGGCCUAAGAAGCACAGCUUAGGACUUUAGACCCUAAAAGAGGAGGAGGAGGGCGUGGCCUCUUAAUGUGGUGACAAACAAAGUACAGGCUGUGUUGUUGCGGGACGCUGUGAAACCAGAAGACAGGAAAUACGUCAAGGGUGCCCUCCCUGUUAUUUAUUUAUUUGUUUUAUUUUUUUGUAUAUGUGUUGUUUAUGAGUGACGCACUGCGACGCACUGUAAAAAAAAAAACCCUGGGAUUUUAGUGUUUCUGAGAGAAGAGUAACAAGGCGGGAAAGUU
Scophthalmus maximus (turbot) is the source of this 2726-nucleotide messenger RNA. It is a transcript of the gene slc1a2a, whose product is annotated as solute carrier family 1 member 2a. The transcript has 11 exons. The coding region runs from base 257 to 1918 and encodes 553 amino acids. Gene Ontology annotation, biological process: L-glutamate transmembrane transport. Gene Ontology annotation, molecular function: glutamate:sodium symporter activity; L-glutamate transmembrane transporter activity; neutral L-amino acid transmembrane transporter activity. Gene Ontology annotation, cellular component: plasma membrane. The record is from RefSeq and is a predicted model, not a curated record. NCBI's taxonomy places the organism in Eukaryota, Metazoa, Chordata, Actinopteri, Pleuronectiformes, Scophthalmidae.